This is a messenger RNA of Galeopterus variegatus (Sunda flying lemur), 510 nucleotides long. Its product is annotated as olfactory receptor 1102-like. The transcript has a single exon. The annotation marks the transcript as partial. NCBI's taxonomy places the organism in Eukaryota, Metazoa, Chordata, Mammalia, Dermoptera, Cynocephalidae. The record is from RefSeq and is a predicted model, not a curated record. Gene Ontology annotation, biological process: G protein-coupled receptor signaling pathway; sensory perception of smell. Gene Ontology annotation, cellular component: membrane. Gene Ontology annotation, molecular function: odorant binding; olfactory receptor activity.
AAAUCUUCGAUUACUUUAAACUACGUGCCACUCAUCAUUGCUUCCUAUGUCGGUGGCAUUUUACAUGCUACUGUACACACAGUGGCCACAUUCAGCCUAUCCUUCUGUGGAUCCAAUGAAAUUAGACAUUUCUUUUGUGAUAUCCCUCUUCUGCUCACUAUUUCUUCUGACAUUCACACAAACCAGCUUCUACUCUUCUACUUUGUUGGCUCCAUUGAGGUAACCACUAUCCUGAUUGUCCUCAUCUCCUAUGGUUUCAUUCUGUUGGCCAUUCUGAAGAUGCACUCUGCUGAAAGGAAACGGAAAGUGUUCUCUACAUGUGGUUCUUACCUAACUGGAGUGAUAAUUCAUCAUGGGACAAUCCUCUUUAUUUUUGUGAGACACAGUUCAAAGUAUACUUUGGAGCAUGACAUGAUAGUGUCAAUAUUUUACACUGUUGUGAUUCUCAUGCUGAACCCCAUCAUCCACAGUUGGAGAAACAAAAAUGUAAAAGAGGCAAUGAAAAGAUGA